This is a messenger RNA of Ustilaginoidea virens, 1215 nucleotides long. RefSeq lists its product as uncharacterized. The transcript has a single exon. The record is from RefSeq and is a predicted model, not a curated record. Lineage: Eukaryota; Fungi; Ascomycota; Sordariomycetes; Hypocreales; Clavicipitaceae. The coding region runs from base 1 to 1215 and encodes 404 amino acids.
AUGCACUACAUACGGCUUCCGGGACCCCCAAAGCUGAUGGUUGGGCGCGAUGGCAUAAGAGCCGAGCUCGUGUUCGCAAUCUGCACCGACCUGGGUGAUAAGUUCCUCUGGCCGACUGAUCCCGUCACCCUCGGCGUCAAAGCUCACAUCGAGCCGUCAUCAAUCUGGGACGCAGAAAAGUCGUGCUCGCUAUCUACGGUUCAAUGGAGCCCUGGAAAGCGGAUUGUCAAGCAAAGUUUUAUGCUUCCGCGCAUGGUUGAGAAUGCUUUCAAAGGGGGAAAGACCGUCUCGGUCUCCAUCAGCCCCGAUGACCCAACGCUUUGCGCUGACGGGGUCCGCAACAUUAUCAGAUCUUCAGUCAGCACUCGCAGCGGUGACGGCAGUGCCAAGCAUGGGUUAAUAUUGCCCGUCUGGGUAGGGUUGAGCGGUCCCAGUGUCGACGGCGAUGCUUGUCUUCGCCGCAUUCUCCUGGCUGGUCCGUCAGCGCGACCCCGAUACCUGGAGAUUGGGGAAGAGAUUGGGGAGAGCAUCGCUCGCCACAUUUGGGACGCUGGCCUCGUCUCGCUCUGCGCCAUCGCAGGCGCAUUCGAGUUUCCCGAACUCGAGACCAGCCAGAGCAGCUGCAUGACGAGGCUGCUGGGAAUUUUGAACAAGCAAGAUGGCGUCAACGUCCUCGAGCUUGGCUGUGGUGUCGGAAUCCUAGGAAUAGGGCUCAGUGCCGUUUAUCCAAGGGGGGUCAGAGAAUGCACGAUCCUCAUGACGGAUCUUGGCGAGGCGGAGGCCAGGGCACGGUCCAACGUGGGUCUCUUGCGACAGCAGCGUUUUGGAUCCGACCGGGGCUACGCCCAAGUCUUGUACGAGAAUCUUGACUGGGAGAGUGGGCAGCAGGGCCGGUUUGGCAGCAGGGUGCAAGACCGCCGCUGGGACCUCAUUAUGCUUAGCGAUUGCACUUACAACGCCGACAGUAUACCAGCCCUCGUGGGCACCUUGUCGGCCUUGCACCGUCUGAACCUGGAGUUCCCGGCGGCUGAGAGCGAGGAGCCCUUUUCGACCAAAGUCUUUGUCGCGACCAAACCCCGCCAUGAUGACGAGCUGGUUCUCUUCGGUAUGAUGGCGGAUGAGCGCUGGACCAUGCUCGACAAACUGACUCUCCCGCUUCCCGUCCUCGACACUGAGCCGGAGCGAGUCGAAAUGUACCUUUUCGAAAAAGUUUAA